Messenger RNA from Plasmodium relictum, 3285 nucleotides. Its product is annotated as small ribosomal subunit nuclear export protein, putative. The record is from RefSeq and is a predicted model, not a curated record. Gene Ontology annotation, biological process: ribosome biogenesis. NCBI's taxonomy places the organism in Eukaryota, Apicomplexa, Aconoidasida, Haemosporida, Plasmodiidae. The transcript has a single exon. The coding region runs from base 1 to 3285 and encodes 1094 amino acids. Gene Ontology annotation, cellular component: Noc4p-Nop14p complex; nucleolus; small-subunit processome.
AUGGAAAGAAGCGAAAACAGUUCUAUCGUAACGAGUAUUUGCUCUUUGUUUAAUAUUUUGCAAACAGCUAAAAGUAAGAAAUGUAUUUUAAAUAGUUUAACGAAGUUAUUUUUAUUACUGUAUAAUGAGAGAAUUAAAAGAAAAUUAUUAUAUGAUUCAAAUGAAGAAAAUGAUAAUGAUAUUAUAAAAUUAAAAAGGAUUUUUAAAAAGGAUUCUGUUAUUUUAAAUACUUAUAAAAAGUUUUACACAGAAUACGAGAAGUGGUUAAAUGAUUGUUUUGAAAAAUUUUUAAAGUUAUUAUUUCAAUUAUUAAAUAAUGAUGAUGAAGUAUUUGUAAAGAAAAGUUUAUCUCUUCUAUUUGGUAGCUUACAAUGUGAAUUAAAAAUAUAUGAAAAAAUACAUGAGAAAUUAAAAAAGGAUAAUGAUAGUAACAAUAAUAAUAAUCAACAAGGCAGCUGUGCUACAAAAGCAUUUCCAUUUAAAUUAUAUAAGAAAAUUAUUUUUAAUUUACUAAAAGUAAAAAAUAUGUCAGUAAAUAUAGUAAAACACAUUUGUAAAAGUUAUAUAUGUUUUUACUAUGAUUUAAAUUAUUUCUUCCUAUCGAUUUUCAAAAUUUUGUGCAUUGAAAACAAAAAAAAAAAAAACGGUUUUAUUAAUGAAAACAUUAGUUUCUCAGAUGAUGAUCAAAAGACUUUUAAAAGUGAAAAUUGGGGGAAUAUAGAAGCAAUUAAGGAAUCUGAUGAAAUAAUAAAUGAUAACUAUAAUAUAAAUCUUUUUAUUUAUAGUAUUUUAAUAAAUUCAAUUAAACCAGAUAAAAAAAUAAAAAACUUUCACAUUAAGAAAAGUAAAUUUAUGAAGCAAAGCCAAGUAAACAUGUUUUUUGACAUAGAUGAUAAAGAGAAAAUUAUGAGAAGAAAAAGAAAAUAUAAUGGAAAGGAUAAAAAGAAUGAACCUCAAAAAAAGAAAGGUUUUUAUAAUUAUGAUAGUGAUGAUAGUAUAAUUCAUUCUUCAUCAGAUAAUGAAAGUGAUAGCUCACAUGAGGAUUUUUUAGAUAAUAUAGAUAUUAAUGAUGGUAUUAGUGAUAUAAAUUUUUCAGAUGAUUUAGAAGAAUAUGAUAUUAUAAAAAACCAAAAGCAGAAAGAUAAAUAUAAAAUGAAAGAAAGAAAAAGUAAUUUAUUUAUAAAUGUAAAUAUAGAAAAUAAACUAUAUAGUCAAUUAUAUUCUAGUUGUUGGUUUUAUUUUAUAACAACUUAUAAGCAUAAUUAUUCUAUGAUCUUGCAAUUAUUGCAUUCUAUUCCAUUAUUUGUAUUUCCGUAUACAAAUAAUCCCUAUUAUUUAAUUGAUUAUUUUAAUUUCUCAUUUUAUUCUUCAUCAAAUUUAUAUGUUUCUUUGGCGGCUUUACCUGGUAUUUUUUAUAUAUUAACAGAAUUAAAUAUUGGAGAUCUAUUAGAAGAAAGUAAUUAUUGUAUCAUGAAUGAUCAAAAAAAAACAAAAAAAGAAAAUGAUAAAAUAAAAAUAAAAAAAGAGCCAAUUUAUGGGGAAGAAUUUAUUAGUGGUGAUUCACUGAGUAAUAAAAUGGAUAAUAAUGUAAAUUAUGAAACAAAGGUACUAAUAAAAAUAGAAAAAAAAGAUAAUGUUGGCAUUUCAAAUGCCAAGAGUAAUUAUGAUAAUUCAAAUAAAAUAUAUUAUAUUGACGAAAUUAAAGAUGGCAAUAAUAUUGAUAAUAGUAAUAAAAAAUGUAAUUAUAAUGAAAAUGAUGAUGGUAAAGUAAAUAAAAAUGAAUACCAAAAAGGAAGCCAAAGUGAUAAUGAAUAUGAAAAUGAGAAUGAUGAAGUAAAUAAAAAUGAAUACGAAAAAGGAAAUGAAAGUGAUAAUGAAUAUGAAAAUGAAUAUGAAAACGAUAAUAAUAUUGAAAAAGAAAAAGGAAAUGAAAGUGAUUAUGAAUAUGAAAAUGAGAAUGAUGAGGUAAAUAAAAAUGAAUGCGAAUAUGAAAAUGAGAAUGAUGAAAUAAAUAAAAACGAAUACCAAAAUGAUAAUAAUAUUGAAAAAGAAAAAGGAAAUGAAAGUGAUUAUGAAUAUGAAAAUGAUAAAAAUGAAGUAAAUAAAAAUGAAUACGAAAAAGGAAAUGAAAGUGAUUAUGAAUAUGAAAAUGAUAACGAUGAAGUAAAUAAAAAUGAAUACGAAAAUGAUAAUAAUAUUGAAAAAGAAAAUAAAAAUGAAAAUGAAAAUGAUGAAAAUAGUGAAAAUAAUGAUUAUAAUAUGGGAAAUGAAAAAAUUGAAGAAACAGAUGAAGAAAAAAAUAAAAAUUGUGAUAUUAAAAAGUUAAAUAAUAACAUGUAUACAGAUUACUAUAAAAGGUUAUUUGAAUUAAUAAUUCCAGCUAGUUUUUAUUAUGAUGGUACAUACUUCUUAAAAAUAAUCUAUUUAUCACUAAAAAAUAGAAUGAUUCCUAUACAUUAUGUUAUAUCUUUUUUAAAAAAACUUCUUCGUGUCAGUUGUUUAACGUCAUACAAUAUAUCUAUAAAUAUUUUAAGUGCAGUUUAUGAUAUAUUAAAUUAUUUCAGAAAAGAUUUAUAUGAUGCAAUGUUUAUUUCAGGAUCCUUGUUUAUGAAUAUGGAAAUAAAAAAUGAUUUUUUUUGCUAUGAAGAUCUGAAUAAAAAUUUUGAUAAAAAUAAAAUUAUAGAAACUUUAAAGAUAAAUUCAAAGUUAUUAAAGGAAAAUUGUAAAGAAGAAAAGGAUAAUUUUCAAAAUUUAGAAAAUAUAAAAAUGGAAAAUGAUGAAUGUUUUAUGAUACAUAAAAAAGUAAAAAAGGAGCCAAUUGAUGUCGAUGAAAUUUUAAGAGAUGAUAUUAAGAAAAAUGAAAAUAGCAGUAACAUAAAUGAAAACAAAAUAAAUGAUAAUUUUAAGGAAGAUGAAGGUAUAGAAAAUAAAGGUGAGAAAUGUUUAUUUAGUUUACAAGAUUGUUUGCCAGAUAAGUAUCAAAUAGAUAUGAAUAUUUUAAACAGAAAAGAGUUAUACAUGUCUAAUCAAAUUUUUUAUGAAAUAAUUUUAUUAAGUAGUCAUAUGUGUGACAACUUAAGUCAUUAUUCUAAUAUGUAUUACUAUAUAUUUAAUAAUAAAUUAAGUAAAUCAUAUGAUUUUUAUGUUGAUCCCAAUAAAAUUAAUUGGGUUACAGAGGAAUCCCUCUUUUCUCUUUUAAAAAAUUUUUUAAGCUUAAAAAAAAAAAAAGAAAAAGACAUAUUGCCCUCUACAGAGCAAAAAAAUUUUUUAACAAUGUUCAUAUAA